Messenger RNA from Ziziphus jujuba (common jujube), 2836 nucleotides. RefSeq names its product beta-galactosidase 15. Gene Ontology annotation, cellular component: cell wall; vacuole. The record is from RefSeq and is a predicted model, not a curated record. Gene Ontology annotation, biological process: carbohydrate metabolic process. Lineage: Eukaryota; Viridiplantae; Streptophyta; Magnoliopsida; Rosales; Rhamnaceae. Gene Ontology annotation, molecular function: carbohydrate binding; beta-galactosidase activity. The transcript has 17 exons. Bases 142 to 2589 code for a protein of 815 amino acids.
AUGAAAAAUGAGUAUUUGAAUUGUACUCAGUUUUAACUUUCUAAUGAUUCAUACAAUCCUAAUUAUAGCAGACUUUUAACUGCUGAUUCACUCGAUCUAAUCUGUUAGGAUUUUCACAUAUUCUAAAAGCUAUAUAUAUGCAUGUUCAUGUUGUCUGCUUUGAUUUUCUGCGUCUCUGCAACAACUGUUUCGUAUGAUGGAAGAGCUAUCACCAUUGAUGGCCAACGUCGAGUUUUGCUUUCUGGUUCUAUUCACUAUCCUCGUAGCACUGCCGAGAUGUGGCCGGAUUUGAUAAAAAAAGCAAAGGAAGGAGGAUUGAAUUCAAUUGAAACUUAUGUGUUUUGGAAUUUGCAUGAACCUGUCAGACGCCAGUAUGAUUUUACUGGUAAUAACGAUCUGGUCAGGUUCAUCAAGACCGUCCAAGAUGCAGGACUUUAUGCAGUUCUUCGAAUUGGUCCUUAUGUUUGUGCUGAGUGGAACUAUGGAGGAUUUCCUGUUUGGUUGCACAACCUGCCUGGAAUUGAGCUGAGGACUGCCAACUCUGUGUUUAUGAACGAGAUGCAAAAUUUUACAACCUUGAUUGUGAAUAUGAUGAAGAAUGAGAAGCUUUUUGCAAGCCAAGGAGGUCCUAUCAUUAUUACUCAGAUUGAGAAUGAAUUUGGGAAUGUCAUAUCCUCUUAUGGAGACGCUGGAAAAGCAUAUAUUGACUGGUGUGCAAAUAUGGCUGAAUCCCUUAACGUUGGUGUCCCAUGGAUUAUGUGUCAAGAAACCGAUGCCCCACAACCAAUGAUUAACACAUGCAAUGGUUGGUACUGUGACCAAUUCACCCCGAACAAUCCCAACAGUCCUAAGAUGUGGACCGAGAACUGGACCGGCUGGUUUAAGAGCUGGGGUAGCAAAGACCCUCACAGGACUGCUGAAGAUGUUGCUUAUGCAGUUGCACGGUUUUUCCAGACUGGAGGCACUUUUCAGAAUUACUACAUGUAUCAUGGUGGGACUAAUUUCGGUCGAACAGCGGGUGGUCCAUAUAUUACCACCACCUAUGAUUAUGAUGCUCCUCUUGAUGAAUAUGGUAAUUUGAAUCAACCAAAAUGGGGGCAUUUGAAACAACUUCACGAGGUGUUGAAAUCCAUUGAGUUUACUCUUACACAUGGAGAUGUUAACAACACAGACUUUGGCAACUCUGUUACGGCCACUGUUUAUGCAACAAAUCAAUCAUCGAGCUGCUUUUUGAGCAACACAAACCAAACAACAGAUGCUACAAUCAAAUUCCAAGGGAAUCAAUACACAGUGCCUGCUUGGUCUGUCAGCCUUCUUCCUGACUGCAAAACCGAAGUAUAUAACUCUGCGAAGGUGAACACUCAAACAUCUGUUAUGGAAAAGAAACCAAAUAAGGCCGAAAAUGAACCUGUUGCUCUUAGCUGGGUAUGGAAGCCUGAGAAUAUUGAUGCCACCGCUGUUCAUGGGAAAGGACAUGUGUCUGUAAAUAAAAUUAUUGAUCAAAAAGUAGUGAAUGAUGCCAGUGAUUACCUCUGGUACAUGACAAGUCUAGAACUCAAGGAGGAUGAUCCAAUUUGGAGUGAUAAUAUGACUAUCCGGGUUAAUGCCACUGGUCAAGUUCUCCAUGCCUAUGUUAAUGGAAAAUAUCUUGGUUCUCAAUGGGCUAAAUAUGGCGUUGCCAACUAUGUGUAUGAACAAAGUGUGAAGCUUAACCCUGGCAACAAUCUGAUUUCAUUGCUCAGUGCUACUGUUGGAUUCCAGAACUAUGGUCCCCAUUUUGAUAUGGUACAAAAUGGAAUAGCCGACCAGGUAGCAAUUGUUGGAACGAAAGGUGAUGAGCAAAUCAUCAAAGAUUUGUCUGCACACAAAUGGACGUACAAGGUUGGGUUGAGGGGUAUUGAACAUAAAUUCUACAGCUUGGAUUCCAAGUUUGCUACAAAAUGGGUUGCAAAUGACUUGCCCACGAACAGAAUGAUGACAUGGUACAAGACCACUUUCAAAGCUCCUCUGGGUACUGAUCCAGUGGUGGUUGAUCUUCAAGGUUUGGGCAAGGGUUUUGCUUGGGUCAAUGGCCAUAAUAUUGGUCGAUAUUGGCCUAGUUAUCUUGCUGAGGAUGGCUGCAGCACUGAUGCUUGUGAUUAUCGUGGUCCUUACACUGACUCAAAGUGUGUUUCAAACUGUGGUCAGCCUACUCAGAGAUGGUACCAUGUUCCACGGUCAUUCCUUCAGGAAGGUGUAAAUACAUUGGUUUUGUUUGAAGAGCUUGGUGGGAAUCCAUCGCUUGUGAAUUUCCAAACAGUGAGACCAGGAAUAGUAUGCGCAAAUGCUUAUGAGAACAAGACAGUGGAACUGUCAUGCCAAGGCCACCCAAUUUCAGCCAUCAAUUUUGCUAGUUUUGGUACCCCAGACGGCGCAUGUGGAUCUUUCCAGAAAGGCAGCUGUGAGAGUUCAAAGGACGUUCUUUCUAUCCUCCACACUGAAUGUGUUGGCAAAGAAUCGUGUAUCCUUGAUGUUUCAGAGGACAAAUUUGGCGCCGCUAGCUGUGGCGAUAAUGUCACCAAGAGGGUUGCCGUGGAGGCCGUUUGCUAGUUUCGGAUUAUCUCAGUUUCUUCACAUUAACUUUUAUGAUUUAAGCUUAUAAUACUAUUCAUUUAAAUUUAAGUACUAAUGUUAGUUAAGCAAUGUUUAUUAUUAUUAAUUUUUUCUUAGGAGAUCAGUUUUGUUAAUUAUGACGUUGGGAAUAGCAUUGGAAUCGGAUUAGUGUUUUUUUUUUUUUUGAUGAAUGAAUUGGAGUAGUAGUUUGGUAAUAAAGGAUGAGUUCUGUUAACUUUUUGGA